Messenger RNA from Cercocebus atys (sooty mangabey), 1953 nucleotides. It is a transcript of the gene DEAF1, whose product is annotated as DEAF1 transcription factor. Bases 101 to 1732 code for a protein of 543 amino acids. Gene Ontology annotation, molecular function: DNA-binding transcription factor activity, RNA polymerase II-specific; DNA binding. Gene Ontology annotation, cellular component: nucleus. The transcript has 11 exons. The record is from RefSeq and is a predicted model, not a curated record. Gene Ontology annotation, biological process: regulation of transcription by RNA polymerase II. Lineage: Eukaryota; Metazoa; Chordata; Mammalia; Primates; Cercopithecidae.
GCCCAGCUCGGGCGUCCUCUUCGGGCCCCGCUUCGGGCUCCGCGACCGGCGCUUCGGGCGGCCCCGGACGGCGCCUUCGGGAAGGCUCGGCGGAGUCCGGAUGGAGGACUCGGACUCGGCGGCAAAGCAGCUGGGCCUGGCUGAGGCGGCGGCGGUGGCGGCCGCGGCCGCUGUGGCGGCGGCGGCCGCGGCCGCGGCGGGAGGCGAGGCGGAGGAGCCGGUGCUGAGCAGGGACGAGGACUCGGAGGAGGACGCAGACUCGGAGGCGGAGCGGGAGACUCCGCGGGUCACGGCAGUGGCGGUGAUGGCGGCGGAGCCCGGGCACAUGGACAUGGGUGCCGAGGCCCUGCCCGGUCCCGACGAGACCGCCGCUGCCGCAGCCUUCGCAGAGGUGACCACAGUGACAGUGGCCAACGUGGGGGCUGCUGCAGACAAUGUCUUCACCACGUCUGUGGCCAACGCGGCGUCCAUCUCAGGACAUGUUCUGUCUGGUAGGACGGCCCUUCAGAUCGGGGACAGCCUGAACACCGAAAAAGCCACACUGAUUGUCGUCCACACAGAUGGGAGCAUCGUGGAGACCACCGGGCUGAAGGGCCCAGCAGCUCCCCUCACCCCAGGUCCUCAGUCUCCUCCAACCCCUCUGGCUCCCGGCCAAGAAAAAGGUGGAACUAAAUACAACUGGGACCCCUCUGUGUAUGACAGUGAGCUGCCCGUGCGGUGCCGGAACAUCAGCGGCACUCUGUACAAGAACAGGCUUGGCUCAGGUGGCCGGGGACGGUGCAUCAAGCAGGGGGAGAACUGGUACAGUCCCACCGAGUUUGAGGCCAUGGCAGGAAGAGCCAGCAGUAAGGACUGGAAAAGAAGCAUUCGCUACGCAGGCCGACCCCUGCAGUGCCUCAUCCAGGACGGGAUCUUAAACCCUCACGCUGCCUCUUGCACCUGUGCUGCCUGCUGCGACGACAUGACCUUAAGUGGCCCAGUCAGGCUUUUUGUGCCUUACAAAAGGCGCAAGAAGGAGAAUGAACUGCCCACAACUCCCGUGAAGAAGGACUCCCCCAAGAACAUCACGUUGCUUCCAGCCACCGCGGCCACCACCUUCACCGUGACCCCUUCAGGACAGAUCACGACCUCGGGGGCACUGACCUUUGACCGGGCAUCCACAGUAGAGGCCACUGCUGUCAUAUCCGAGAGUCCGGCCCAGGGUGACGUCUUCGCAGGAGCCACAGUCCAAGAGGCCAGCGUGCAGCCCCCAUGCAGGGCCAGCCACCCUGAGCCUCACUACCCCGGCUAUCAGGACAGCUGCCAGAUCGCCCCGUUUCCAGAAGCUGCGUUGCCAACGUCACAUCCCAAAAUAGUAUUGACAUCCCUGCCUGCGCUUGCCGUCCCACCCCCGACUCCCACCAAAGCGGCACCUCCUGCGUUGGUCAAUGGGCUGGAGCUGUCAGAGCCGAGGAGCUGGCUGUACCUGGAGGAGAUGGUCAACUCCUUGCUCACCACCGCGCAGCAGCUGAAGACGCUGUUUGAGCAAGCCAAACAUGCCAGCACCUACCGAGAAGCUGCCGCAAACCAGGCCAAGAUCCACGCUGACGCAGAGCGGAAGGAGAGGGGCCAGGCCUAUGGAACGAGGCGGCUGCUUCACCUGAACUCACCGCAGUGCCGGGAAAGGAGCCUCUGGGACAAGACCCAGGAGUGGAUCUGCAAAGGGUACUCAGGGUUCUCCCAGCGGCUCUGAACCCCAAGGCCAAGUCGCCCUCCAGUCACCUGGCUCCUGAAGCAAGCGGAGGCCCCUGUGGCCACAGUCAGUUCAGGAGUGAUGGUGACAUGGAGUCGGCUCCAACGAGGCUCCUGGCAGGGUUCACAUCCUCUGAGAAUAAGUCAUAAAGAAAGCACUCCCCAUGAGAUACACACUCCACCAGGCCGCCUCCAACCACAGCCUCAACUCCAUCCUGGGUG